Eupeodes corollae is the source of this 1914-nucleotide messenger RNA. RefSeq names its product endoplasmic reticulum resident protein 44 (gene ERp44). NCBI's taxonomy places the organism in Eukaryota, Metazoa, Arthropoda, Insecta, Diptera, Syrphidae. The record is from RefSeq and is a predicted model, not a curated record. The transcript has 8 exons. The coding region runs from base 218 to 1468 and encodes 416 amino acids.
UUCUGCUGCCGAUUUGGGAUUUGGUUUUUCUUGGUGCUGCUCUAACUUGUGUGUGCUGUACCGUGUCUCUUGUCGUGUGUGAAAACUUGAAAAAAAGAUAAAAGAACAAAAAAAAAGCAAAAGUUUCUCAUCUCUGGUGACGGGGGAGAUAUUUUUGAUCUCGUUUAAUGAAAUUUACAUAAAUUUUCUAUUUAAUAUCAACGAAAAUCCAUUCAACAUGAAUCUAUUUAGCAGUACAAAAUGUAUUUUCUUCCAAGUUAUCAUGAUCUUUUAUGUUUUCUACAAUCCAACCGACAGCGGGGCUGUUGAAUUGAAUAGUCAAAAUAUUGAUAUGACUCUAGCAUCAAAUGAAUUGGUAUUUCUUAACUUCUAUGCUGAGUGGUGUCGAUUCAGUAAUAUUCUUCAACCUGUAUUCAAUGAGGCAGCAGAUAAGGUAAGAGAAGCAUUCCCUGAAGCUGGAAAAGUUGUUCUUGGCAAAGUAGAUUGCGAUCGUGAAACAAGUAUUGCUUCACGUUUCCACAUCACAAAAUAUCCCACACUUAAAGUGGUACGUAAUGGACAAUUGACGAAAAGAGAAUACCGUGGACAGAGAUCAGCUGAAGCUUUCUUAGAAUUUGUUAAAAAACAUUUGGAAGAUCCAAUUAAAGAAUUCCAUUCACUUAAAGAUUUGGAAAAUCUCGAUUCGAAGAAACGAAUUAUUAUUGGUUAUUUCGAUCGUCGUGAUCAACCUGAGUAUAAUACAUUCCGAAGAGUUGCAACUAAUCUUAAAGAAGACUGUCAAUUCCAUGUUGGCUUUGGAGAUUCAUCUAAAGCAAUGCAUCCUCCAGAGCAAAAUGAAGGAGAUGCAAAACCUAUAGGAACUCCUAUUAUCGUUUUUAGACCUGAUGUAGCUCUAUCUCAUGAAAAUGAUGAAACCUACAAAGGUGGUCUUGUUAACUUUGAUGAACUUAAUAUCUGGGUCCAAGAGAAGUGUGUUCCUCUGGUUCGAGAGAUAACAUUUGAAAAUGCCGAAGAACUUACCGAAGAAGGUCUACCAUUCUUGAUAUUAUUCCACAAUCCAGAUGAUACUGAAUCCAUUAAGGACUACAAAGCAAUUAUUGAAAAUGAACUUCUUUCCGAGAAACAGAACGUAAACUUCCUAACGGCUGAUGGCAAACGUUUUGCACACCCACUGCAUCAUUUAGGAAAAUCAGAUGAUGAUUUGCCACUUAUUGCAAUUGAUUCAUUCAGGCAUAUGUAUCUUUUCCCCGACUUCAAGGACAUGUACAAGCCAGGCAAAUUAAAGGAGUUCUUACAAGAUUUGUACAAUGGAAAACUUCAUAGGGAAUUCCAUUAUGGACCGGAUCCAUCAAAUAAUGAAGAUUCAAAUGAUAUUCAAGUCAAAUUCAUCACAUCACCACCUGAGUCGACAUUUAAGAAACUAGGUCCAUCGAAAAACCGCUACACUCUGCUGAAGGAUGAAUUAUAAUUUUCAAAAAAUGUCAACAUAUUUUUAGAUUGCAGUUUAUUCCUUAAAGAUUCUUAUAAUUUUUGUUUUUAGUUGAAUUUGUUUGUUCUUUUCAAUGUAAAAAAAGAAAACAAUUGGUUUGAUCGUGUGAUGAGUCUCUUUCUGGUUCUGAUCUGAGCUGCUGUAGGUUAUGAACAAAACAAAAUAACAAAAAUAAGUUACGAGCUUUCAAAUAUUAUGCCGUAUUUUUAACCUACGUAAUAUUCUUAUAUCGAAGCUGUAUUUAUAUAUUUUUUUUUUUUUAAAUUUUGUUUGUUCAAAUAUUACGGUGCCUAGAAAGAAAUCUACUUUCUUCUUCAAACUGUAACUACGUAAUUCGGCAGUGGUUUUUAGGUUCUUUUUUUUUUCCUUAAAUUAAACAUCGUUAUAAAUACUACAGUUGUAAAUAUAUAUAAUUAUAAUAUAAA